UACAGCGCGCGCCGCAGACUGCAGACAGAGCGACUAUCUGAGUGUUAAGCUGUUCGGAGAGCAGAGGGAGCUCACAUCUUUGAACACUCCACAAGCUUUUUGGGUUUUAUUUUCUAUUUUUAUUUAUUUUUGUUUGUUUGAAGUCAUUACCCAACCACGGCGUCUCCUCCAACAAGGCGGUGUGUGUGUGCGCGUGUGAUGACCGGUUAAGGAGGAGGAGGAGGAGGAGGAGAACGAGGCAUCGGUCUGAGACCAGAUUUUUGUCGUGGAUAUUUCCACAGAGACGUCGCGUCGGUCAGUUAACGGGGCUGCGUGCCUCCGGGUUCCCCGCUCCAUCUUUUUUUCUACCUCCACCUCAGACUGAGCUGACCCAGAAGGCCCUCCAUCCGCGGAGCAUCGAUGGUAUUUUUUUAUUUCUGUCUCCUGAUAUGGAGUGUGAAGAUGUGGAUUACGAUCACCGAGGAAUCCCCGCUAGUUUAGCCGCCGCCAUGCUUCCAUUCUGCCCGUCAAUGCAGGGAUAGGGUGAGCUAUGAGCACGCUGCGUCUGCUCAGCGGGAUAAAAGCUGCUUUCUGGAGCUCCACUGGACUCCCGUUAGGAAGCGUGAGAGCAGCCUGGCUAGUCUGCGGCUAUUAGCUCCUUUAGCCGGCUAACGGCUACAAGGUGGGAUAUUGGGGGCAGAAAUAGGGUUUUUUUUUGUCCGCAGUGGUUGAGUUUUCCCCGCGGUUCCACAUUCGCAGCUCAUUUUUCCGCAGGUUUUAGGCGUUCAGCGAUGGAAGGGAGCUGCCUGACCUUGUUCGGGGGUCUGAUGCUGGCGCUGUCCUGCUGCCUUCGGCCCGCCGCCGCUGACAUUUGCACUCCCAGUAUCGACAUUGGGAAUGACAUCAGUGAAUUCAAACAGCUGGAGAACUGCACGGUGGUGGAGGGCUACUUGCAUAUCCUCCUCAUCGGGGAAAAAAACAACAACAACGUGAACCAGGAAGUCUUCCGCACCCUCAGCUUCCCUAAGCUGACCAUGAUAACAGACUACCUGCUUCUAUUCAGGGUUUCAGGCCUGGACAGCCUGAGCACGCUCUUCCCCAACCUGUCCGUCAUCCGGGGCCGUAACCUCUUCUACAACUACGCCCUGGUGAUCUUUGAGAUGACCAGCCUGAAGGAUAUAGGCCUGUACAGCCUAAGGAACAUCACCCGGGGGGCCAUCCGCAUCGAGAAGAACCCAGAGCUCUGCUACCUGGACUCUAUAGACUGGUCCCUCAUCAUGGACGCCGAGUUCAACAACUACAUCGCCGGAAACAAGCAGUCCAAGGAGUGCAGCGACGUUUGCCCAGGCAUCAUGGAAAAUAGUCCCAUGUGCAAAAAGACCAUGUUUAACAACAACUACAACUACCGCUGCUGGAAUUCCAACCAUUGCCAAAAAG
This is a messenger RNA of Cyprinodon variegatus (sheepshead minnow), 1416 nucleotides long. Its product is annotated as insulin-like growth factor 1 receptor. The record is from RefSeq and is a predicted model, not a curated record. The transcript is spliced from 2 exons. The annotation marks the transcript as partial. Lineage: Eukaryota; Metazoa; Chordata; Actinopteri; Cyprinodontiformes; Cyprinodontidae.